This is a messenger RNA of Labrus bergylta (ballan wrasse), 2480 nucleotides long. It is a transcript of the gene fsd1, whose product is annotated as fibronectin type III and SPRY domain containing 1. Lineage: Eukaryota; Metazoa; Chordata; Actinopteri; Labriformes; Labridae. Gene Ontology annotation, cellular component: microtubule. The record is from RefSeq and is a predicted model, not a curated record. Gene Ontology annotation, molecular function: microtubule binding. Gene Ontology annotation, biological process: regulation of cell division; regulation of mitotic spindle organization.
CCACGGCCCAAAGGCGUUGGUGGUACGAGGAUGCGUUGCACUCCGGCAGCAUCAGUACCAGCUGCUCCGCGCUAAAUAAAGCGACAAAGCGGGGGACGGAGGAGACAAACCGGCGGAGGGAGCACCGGAGCGGAGACAUGGGGGACCAGAAGGAAUCUCUGCGUAAAAUCACCCACACGCUGGCCAUGAAGAACGAGGAGAUCUCCAACUUCGUCUGCACUCUCAAGCAGAACCUGGACAACUUAGAGGCGAACUCCAACAGAGUUCAGGAGGACAUGGAGUCUGAGUUCACCUCCCUCCACGCCGUCCUGGACGAGAUGAAGGAGAGCAUGGUGACGCGGAUCAAACAGGAGAAAGCCAGCCGCACCUACGAGCUGCAGAGUCAGCUGAGCGCCUGUUCCAAAGCCCUGGAGAGUUCAGAGGAGCUGCUGGAGCUGGCCAAUCAGACGCUGUGCUCCUCGGAGGCGGAUGGUUUCACUCAGGCGGCCAAAGACAUUAAGGAUAGUGUGACGAUGGCUCCAGCCUUUCGCCUCUCCCUGAAGGCUAAAGCCAGCGACAACAUGAGUCACCUGAUGGUGGACUUCAGCCAUGAGAGGGGGAUGUUACAAGGCCUCAAGUUUCUCCCAGUUCCAGCAACUCCAGAGAUCCAGGUCUCAGAGUGCCAGGUGCUCGACAACACAGUGUCUGUCGUCUGGACCCUACCGGAGCCGGACAGCAAGAUAGACCACUACAUCCUGGAGCACCGACGCACAAACCACGAGGGUCCGCCGCGCAUCCGAGAGGACUACCCGUGGAUGGUGGUGGAGGGAAUCCGAGAGCUGGAGCACACGCUCACAGGUCUGCGCUUUGACACCCGGUACUUGACGUUCCGAGUGAGAGCGUGUAACAAGGCGGUGGCGGGAGAAUUCUCUGAGCCGGUUACACUAGAAACACACGCCUUCAACUUCAAGCUGGACUCGGCUUCGGCCCACCAGAACCUGAAGGUGGAGGAUUUGAGCGUGGAGUGGGACAGCUGCGGAGGAAAGAUACAAGACAUCCGCAAGGAAAAGAACCGAACCAGCUCCCCAAUGCACUCUCCAGCCAGGUCAGCUCUGAUGUCACCAAAGAGAGCGCCGACAGCCCGGCCCGGCAGAGACCGGUUCACAGCGGAGUCGUACACAGUGCUGGCUGACACGGUGAUUGACGCGGGCCAGCAGUACUGGGAGGUGCGCUUCGACAAGGAGAGCAAAGCCUUCGCGGUGGGCGUCGCCCUGAGAAACCUCGGACGAUUCGACCAGCUGGGGAAGAGCGGAGCCUCCUGGUGCAUCCAUCUGAACAACUGGCUGCAGCAGAGCCUCACCGCUAAGCACAACAACAAGGCUCGCACACUGGACUGUCCCAUCCCCAACAGUAUAGGAGUCUACGUCAACUAUGACGAAGGUGUUCUGUCUUUCUACAACGCCAAAACCAAACAGCUCAUGCACACGUUCAAAACCAAGUUCCAGCAGCCACUCAUACCAGCGUUCAUGGUGUGGAACGGCAGUUUCUCAGUGGUGACUGGCCUGCAGGUCCCCAGCGUGGUGCAGAGCGGUCAGAGGAAGAACAGCAACACCAGCAGCUCCAACGCCAGCCUCACCUAGACCCGUGCACCGAGCACAGCUGGAUGACCCUCCAGCUGUGCUCCACUACAGUCACCACUGCAGACGACAUCACCCCCGCUUCAGCCAAAGCCAUAUCAUGGAAGAGUUACGUCACUGCAGGCUGAUGGUUUAGCCCGGUCCACAUGCCGCGUCUGUGUUGCGAUGACAACAUCAAUGGUUUUGGGCUUGACUGAGUCAGAUUUCUACUGAAGUGUGCCUCUGGCUGUUGUGAUUUGCUUUGGGACACUUUAGCUUUAGUCAUGUUAGUUUCUCUCUUCAGAUUCAUUCAGCACUGUCCCGCUGCUGCUAGAGCGAUGAUUUAGCGCUGGCCGCUGCCCUUCCCUCCUUCCUGUCCAUCACCAAAACUUUCAGCCGUACUGUCAAAGCAGCUAGCUGCAGGCACGGGGUCAAGGCCUGUCCUGUGAGCUCUCUCCCUGUGCCUUCCUCCUCAUGCUCCACGCUGACAGGACAAGACGCUCCCACUCCCUAUACAAUAAACAUGUAUUGUGCAAGUGUCAACUUAACUUGAUAACAAUGCUUAGAUUUAAUAAUCGCAUACAGUUCAUCAACCAACCCGUGUAACCUAAACAACGUGCUACUAGACAAUGCUACUGUAGUUCUUUACUCAAUCAGGAUUUAUUCAACUCGACCUCGCCAGCAACUAAUGAGUCAUAAGAAACAUGUUGAGGAUGUUGUUUUAGUCUCUUGGCAUGCACAACAAACAGUGUGUUUGACUUUCUGUAGUCAGGUUCUAACUGGGUUCUUUAACCUCCUGCUGAGGUUCUGAUUUAAAGGUCACAUAUUCAAAAUCCACUUCCCCAUGUUCCUCUAACUCUGACAUGUGUCUCUAGUCCGUCUACA